Messenger RNA from Doryrhamphus excisus (bluestripe pipefish), 3678 nucleotides. It is a transcript of the gene rxylt1, whose product is annotated as ribitol xylosyltransferase 1. Gene Ontology annotation, cellular component: Golgi apparatus. The record is from RefSeq and is a predicted model, not a curated record. Gene Ontology annotation, molecular function: ribitol beta-1,4-xylosyltransferase activity. NCBI's taxonomy places the organism in Eukaryota, Metazoa, Chordata, Actinopteri, Syngnathiformes, Syngnathidae. Gene Ontology annotation, biological process: protein O-linked glycosylation via mannose.
UUAACAGGCACAUCCUCAGGGCACCCGCAUUUGCGUAUCCUCGUGAUGUAAACAAGGGUCCUGUUAGAAUGGAAAGAAAAAAUGGAAGAAGAGGCGCAGAAUGGUGACACAAAACCGAACAAAAGGGACGAAAAAUGAAAAUUCCAAAGCGUAAACUGUUUCUUUUCAUAAUUUUCGCAUAUGUAGCAUUCUCACUCUAUGCUGCCUACAAUGUAUUUUUUAGCAACAAAAUCAUCUCCCGCGUCCACAGGGUAGUGAAGAAAGAGGCAGGACCCUUAGGACGCGUUCGAGAUGGCGGAGCUGCUGCAGUCUUAGCGGAUCAAUGGAAUCCCUGGGAGGAUGAAGAGGUGGAGUACAAUUCCGACCUGAAUAAAAGGAGAGAAGCCUUCAAACAGCAUAUGGAACGAAUAGAAAAGAACAAACCCAAAAGAUAUAAGGUCCAGAUUUGGGGUAAAGCAGCCAUAGGGCUUUAUCUUUGGGAACAUAUUUUGGAGGGACCCCUAAACCCGACUGACAAGGUCGCACAAUGGAGAGAAGGCGAGCUCCAGUCAGGAAAAAUUGAUUUCAGUUUCUACACAGGUCCAGCCGUGGUCCAGGGCCACGUUCCCUUCGAUAUGAACAGUCUGGUCGUGGUCUUAAACGGUCGCGAGAAGCAGAAAGUGGAGUACUCCACGCGGUGGUUGGAGCACGUUCAAGCUCUGGUUCAUUCCCACGCCGUGUCUCACGUGGCUGUCGUCCUGCUGGGCAACGAGCGCUGCGACAAUGACUGGAUCGGCCCGUACUUGAAGAGAAAUGGCGGCGUCGUGGACCUGCUUUUUGUCGUCUACGACAGCCCUUGGGUCAACGACAGAGAUGUCUUCCAGUGGCCCCUCGGCGUUGCUACUUACAGGCAGUUCCCCAUGGUCAGGCCCAGCGCCGAGAUGAUCACCUCCGACCGCCCGUACCUCUGCAAUUUCCUCGGAACUGUUUACAAGAAUUCUUCCCGAGAAACACUCAUGCAGGUUCUGAAACAAUCCGGCCUGGAAAAGGACUGCAUUACCUCUGCCAGGGAAAGGUGGCUCCCUCAGGAGACAUCGGAGAGUCUGAAUCGAUACCACACGGCGUUGUCUCAAAGCGAGCUCACUCUCUGCCCCGUCGGCGUCAACACAGAAUGCUACCGCAUCUACGAGGCUUGUUCUUACGGGUCGAUUCCCGUAGUGGAGGAUGUCCUGACGCCCGGUACCUGCGCCGGUGGUCCCAGCUCACCUUUACGUCUCCUGAAAGCGGCGGGAGCACCUUUCGUGUUCGUUAGCGACUGGAGGGAGCUUCCUGCUAUACUGGAGAGAGAGAGAGCGAUGAGUCAGGAGCGGAAAGUGGACAGGAGGCGGAGGUUGCUGGAAUGGUACGCGACAUUCCGUGGACAGAUGAAGGAGAGGUUCACCGAGGUCAUCGAGGAGAACUUCUUCAAACGCGGCUGAGUUUCUGAACUCCAGGUGUGCUCGCACUCGGACAUUCGGGACGUGACGGAUUUCCUCUUUUUUUUUGGUCCGCCCACUCCAGAUUAAUUAAUUAAUUCCAGUUUUAAUUCGAUUUAUUCUGAUUAUUUUGGCUCAAUGGCGCGGGACUUCGUUCAUUCAUUUUCUAUCGCUUAUCCUCACGAGGGUCGCAGGGGGUGCUGGAGCCUAUCCCAGUUGUCUUCGGGCCAGCCAAUCACACAUACAGACAACAAACCAUUCACACUCACAUUCAUACCUAUGGACAAUUUGGAGUCGCUAAUUAACCUAGCAUGUUUUUUUUGGAAUGUGGUAGGAAACCGGAGAAAACAUGGAAAUUCCAUACAGAGAUAACCGAGGGUGGAAUUGAACUCGGGUCUCCUAGCUGUGAGGUCUGCGCGCUAACCACUCGACCACCGUGCAGCCUAUUUUACUUCAACUACAACUAUUUUUUUCUCUACUACAGCGGUGUCCGAAAAAUAUCUAAAAAAUAUCUAAAAAAUAUCAUAAAUAUUAUAAAAAUAUUAGAGUAAUAUCAAGAGUUGGACAAUAUCGGUUUUCGGCAAAAAAAAAAAAUCCAAUAUGAGAAUAUGAAUAUCCCAAAUGAAAACCAUAAUAAAAGUGCAGCCUAUUUUACUUCAACUACAACUAUUUUCCCUCUACUACAGCAGUGUCCGAAAAAUAUAUAAAAAAUAUCUAAAAAAUAUCAUAAAUAUUAUAAAAAUAUUAGAGUAAUAUCAAGAGUUGGACAAUAUCGGUUUUUGGCAAAAAAAAGCCACUUUAAUUAGUUUUUACUUUUUUUUCACUUUUUUUUUUUUUUACUUUCCCAAAUUUCUAUUUAAAUAAUUUGUCAAAUUUAUUCCUGUAAUAUUUGGAUUUUAUUCCACAACUUAAUUUCCCCAAAAUUUUAACUUUAAUUAGUUUUCACUCUUUUUUUUGUUGUUUUUACUUUUAAAAUUUCUAUUUAAAUAAUUUGUCAAAUUUAUUCCUGUAAUAUUUGGAUUUUAUUCCACAACUUAAUUUCCCCAAAAUUGCAACUUUAAUUAGUUUUGCUGCACGGUGGGCGAGUGGUUAGCACACAGACCUCACAGCUACGAGACCAGGGUUCAAUUCCACACUCGGCCAUCUCUGUGUGGAGUUUGCAUGUUCUCCCCGUGCAUGCGUGGGUUUUCUCCGGGUACUCCGAUUUCCUCCCACAUUCCAAAAAAAAAAAAAACAUGCUAGGUAAAUUAGCGACUCCAAAUUGUCCAUAGGUAUGAAUGUGAGUGUGAAUGGUUGUUUGUCUAUAUGUGCCCUGUGAUUGGCUGGCACCUUUUGCGCACCCUGGUGAGGAUAAGUGGUAGAAAAUGAAUGAAUGAAUGAGUUCUAAUAUGGGAUAAUAAACACAAUAUUACAAGAAGAAAAUAUACAAAUAUUAUGUUAGAAGAAACAUUGAAAUAUUGGAAAAGUAUAAAAUUAGUAUACGAUAUGUCUAACACUGAUGUAUUUAUUAUAUGGGAAAGCGGAGUGAUGCGGUACUUUUUGUGUAGUGACCCGGUGAUGAUGAUGAUGAUGAUUAGUCGUAAUUUUGAAUAAUAAUAAUAAUAUUUCAGUAUUUGUGACGGUGAAAGACUAAAACUUAUAUUUGUGUUUCAUUGUUGUUCAGUCAUGUAGAAUCACUGGAGCACAUGAUGCCUUCACUUACCCUGGGAGAAAACUGCCAACACAGCAGUAGAAGCAUUUUGAAUGAUUGUACUGUAGUUUAGUUGUUUUGGAAAAGCUGUUUUCUAUCGUGAAAGUUAAAAUUGCAGAAUUUAAUAUCGCAUGCGGAUAUGAUUUGUUCUUAAAAAAAGUGGUUUUGUUUAUUAUCGGUGCUGUGUUGAAUUGCAUGGAUGUUUUUUAGUCGGUGCAAUAAAAUGAAGUCGGUUUCUAUUUUGUCCAGCAGAUGGCGCCACAGUUUCAAUGUGCAACAGGAAUGCUAACUACUCGAAUGUAUUGAUAUUUUUCCCGAUUCAUAUCUCAAACCUACAACAGCGGCUUCAAGUUGGAUUUAUUGUUAUUGUGGUUUUUAGAUGGUAGGUCUUUAAAUUGCGUUUAUUGCAUAGAAAUUAAUACACGUGAGAUAUGAAGUUGAAUCGUGACUCAUGAACUUACUUGUGCGCGUGCGCAGUUACUUGUGCUCCCCUUGCCCGGCUCUAGCUGCGGAGUGCCGCAGCAGACAACUCAG